Brassica napus (rape) is the source of this 830-nucleotide messenger RNA. RefSeq lists its product as uncharacterized. The transcript is spliced from 2 exons. NCBI's taxonomy places the organism in Eukaryota, Viridiplantae, Streptophyta, Magnoliopsida, Brassicales, Brassicaceae. Bases 130 to 612 code for a protein of 160 amino acids. The record is from RefSeq and is a predicted model, not a curated record.
AGCCCAUUUAUAUCUAUUAGAAAGGCCUGCUUCGUUCCGAGUCAACUCACUGCCUUCCCUCUUCACCUCCGACAUAACUCGUUUUCCCGGAAAGGCAGAUUCUCUCUUGCUCCAGCUGAUCUCACUAACAUGGAAGAGAACAACAACAACGCCGGGAGCGACUCAGACUCUAACUCCGUCGAAGAGUCUCAGGACUAUUACGAACCAAUCUCAGCCGUCGAUCUAGACGCCGGAAACAACGACGACGAUGAAGAAGAAACUUAUCUUCCGAUCAGUGGAGAUAACUUCAGCAACGGCCUCUGUAACGGCCAUUGUACGAUCCCUGAAGCAGUUGACGGAGUCUCUUCUAUCAGUGUUAACGGAAACGCAGAGGCCAAGAGUGAUACCGAAGAAGAGACGGAGACGGUGACGACGCCAGAUUCGGAGAUUCGUACAGCGUUUGAGGAAGACGAGCGGCGUAGAAGAUCGCCGUUAUUGGUGGAGAACGCGGCUAGGGUUAUGGAGGCAAUGCGGGCCAUCUCGUUCCCUGGAACGGCUCCUGAUUGGGCCUCUGAUGUUAAUGAGGACCGUUGGGUUGAUCAGCUUCGUAGAUUGAGAUCCACUUCUCAGUAACUAAAAACAGUAUUGUUCAAAUCUCGAGUAGUUUAUUUUCGUUCAAGUGUUUUAAGAUUAUGGUUCAACAUUUGAAUACUUACGAUAUGAUUCUGAUGUUUCUGUUGAUUCACUACGAUAGAUACAUAAGAGUUGAAAGUUUGGCAUCACUCAGCUGAGUCUUGUCUGAAACUUUUGCUGCUUUUUUGGAUCAAUGAACGUUUAAAUCUUUUCUUGGA